This is a messenger RNA of Mobula hypostoma (lesser devil ray), 1892 nucleotides long. RefSeq names its product beta-1,4-glucuronyltransferase 1 (gene b4gat1). The record is from RefSeq and is a predicted model, not a curated record. Gene Ontology annotation, biological process: protein O-linked glycosylation via mannose. Gene Ontology annotation, cellular component: Golgi apparatus. The transcript has 2 exons. Bases 117 to 1439 code for a protein of 440 amino acids. Gene Ontology annotation, molecular function: glucuronosyltransferase activity. NCBI's taxonomy places the organism in Eukaryota, Metazoa, Chordata, Chondrichthyes, Myliobatiformes, Myliobatidae.
GAGUUGGGUUUUGCUUUGUGCUGCAUCGUAGCCGCAGCCGCUGAUGGUGAAGCCCCGUCCCGGUCCCGGUCCCGUGAGCAGACGGAGCCUCGGUUGAAGGAGCCGCCGGGGGAGGGAUGCGGCCCGCUCGCCCGCUGCGCUGCUCGCCGUUCCGGGCCGUGCUGGGCGGCCUGCUGCUGGUGGCCGGGCUGCAGCUGCUCUACCUGUCGCUGCUGCCGGGGCUGCAGGGCCGGGGCCGGGGGAGGCGGCGCGGCGGCGGCUCCCCCUCGCACGGCCUGCCCGACCCCGACCCCGAGCCGGAGCGGCGGCGGCGGGAGCUGAGCCGGGCGCUGGAGGGCGGCGGCCAGACCGACCCGUCGGGCCGCUACCGCCUGUACCCGGACGUGACCCGGGCGCCGGUGCUGAGCCGGCGGCCCAGGCCCGGCCACCUCCUCGGGCUCGCCACCCACUGCUCGGCCAACAACCUGCACCACUUGCCCGGCCUGGUGCGCCGCUGGCGGGCCCCGCUCUCGCUGGCCCUGUUCGCCACAGCCGCCGACCUGCCCGAGGCCCUGCGGGCCCUCUACCUCCUCGGCCUGCACUGCCCGGGGGUGCGGGAGCUGGUGGCCUUCACCCUGGUCACGCCAGCCCGGGUGCCGGCCGCCUUCCCCCCGGGGGAGGAGGAGGAGCAGGCCUCGGACCCCGACCUCGAUUUGGACCUGGAGCCCGAGCUGCCGCCGCCGUGCCGGCGGGCCCUGCGCCCGGUGCUGCGGCUGCGGCGCCGCUACGCCAACUACGGGCUGGCGAACGCCUCGUACCCGGGCAACCUGCUGCGCAACGCCGCCCGCCGGGCCCUGCCCUCCCGCUACGUGGCCGUGAUCGACGUCGACAUGCUGCCGAGCGGCGGCCUCCACCGCCGGCUGCUGGAGCUGCUGUCGGCCCCAGGCCCCGGCCCGCAGCCCGGGCCCGCCGUCUACGUGCUGCCCGCCCUGGAGAUGCGCCGCAGCCGCCGGGUCCCGGCCGACAAGGCCGAGCUGCAGCGCCUGUACCAGGUGGGCGAGGUGCGGCCCUUCUACGGCGAGCUCUGCCCCCGCUGUCACGCCCCGACCAACUACAGCCGCUGGAUCAACCUGGCGGCCGGGCCCGGCCUCGGCGUCGCCUACACGCUGGCCUGGAGCGACCCGUGGGAGCCCUUCUACGUGGGGCCGCGCUCGGUGCCGCCCUACGACGAGCGGUUCGAGCAGUACGGCUUCAACCGCAUCAGCCAGGCCUGUGAGCUGCAUGUGGCUGGUUAUUCCUUCGCCAUCCUCGACAACGCCUUCCUCAUCCACAAAGGCUUCAAGGUCGCCGGCGAGUUCCACCCUCAGAAGGACAACGAGAAUCGCCACAACCGCAUCCUCUUCCGCCAGUUCAAGCAGGAGCUGAGGCAGAAGUACCCCGAGUCGCCACGCCGGUGCUGAUCCGGCACAGUGCCGACCCACGCCUACCGCGCAGUCCCCCGGCGGCUCACUCCCGAGGCUCGGGGCGCAGGACGGGUAUCGACCGGCGCAGUUGAGAGUGGGCCGUAGGGGAAAGAGACCUUGUGGCUUUGUGGGGGCGUACAACUUGUAUCAGCAGGGCACCGAGCCUCCUGUCCCAGGGAACUUGUGUCCAUCGGAUACGGUACCGGUGGGGACGGGUCUGUCACUGUGUAACACCGGGGUGCGGUACCGGUGGGGACGGGUCUGUCACUGUAAAACACUGUGGGACAGUACCGGUGGGGGCGGGUCUGUCACUAUAAAACACUGUGGGACAGUACCGGAGGGGACGGGUCUGUCACAGUGUAUAACACCGGGGUACAGUACCGGAGGGGACGGGUCUGUCACAGUGUAUAACACCGGGGUACGGUACCGGUGGGGACGGGUCUGUCACUG